AUGCUUCCCAACGGUGUCACCGCUGCCGUCGUUGUUGCCCUCGCAGCCUCGUUGGUGCCGACGGCCGAGGCAGACUGCGAAUGCGGGUAUGCCACGAGCGUUGGCGGUGCAAAGGAGAGAACUGUUUUCACGGAGCUUUUGGAGUCGGAUUUUACUCGUCUAAGCAAUUUUGGAAGCGAGACCAACUGGAUGCUUCCCUCAUUCAACAUCACCAAAGAGGAGACUCAUGGCAUUUAUGGUCUCAACUUUCGGCCCAGCAAUGUGAUAAACUUUGCCAACAAAAAGGCCCCUUUGGCACGCGCCGAGCUUGUCAAGCCUGUGACGUCUCCGGACGAUGGCCUUGAGCUCGUGGUGAGCAGCAAACUUGAUCAAGAUAUGGCCUCUGUCGCAGAGUUGGACUCUCGCCGUGCUGAUCUGAAGUAUGGAUCUUACCGCACCAGCAUGAAGUUGACGAAUGUUCCCGGCACUUGUGCCGCGUUCUUCUGGUAUUUCAACGAGACUCAGGAAAUUGACAUGGAGUUUCUGUCGAGGGAAUUUAAUCCCCAGGCUGGCCUAUACCCAGUGAACCUUAUCGUUCAGUCACCUAGAGCAGCAGACACAGACUAUGAUGCCCGCAAAUCCGGUAACUAUAUCCGGGCGGACCUUCCCUUCAACCCGACCUCGGAUUACCAUGAAUACCGCUUUGAUUUCCUUCCCGGUGAAGUUCACUUCUACGCUGAUGGUAAGAUUCUGGCAAGGAUUUCGGGCGCUGCGGUCCCCGAAAACCCUGGCCACCUUAUCCUCCAGCAUUGGAGCAACGGGAACAGCAUCUGGUCGGGAGGCCCGCCUGCCCAAGACACUGCCAUCUCGGUGCGGUACGUCAAGGCCUAUUUCAACUCUACCGAUGCAACGCAGCAGCAUGCCUCAAAGGUGAAGUGUGGGCAGGCGAAAGACAAGAAGAAGGCCAUCUGUGAAAUUCCCGAUAUCGGCGCCAACAAGUCUGCGGAGACAUUCUUUUUAGCAAGCUAA
Messenger RNA from Parascedosporium putredinis, 1008 nucleotides. Lineage: Eukaryota; Fungi; Ascomycota; Sordariomycetes; Microascales; Microascaceae. The record is from the annotation of a GenBank genome assembly.